CUUUCCUCCAUGACGUAUCGAGGUGGAGGAAAGGAAAAAUUAAAAUAGACAGCGACAGGAGGGGAGAGGCUGCGUCGCUCCAAACCGAAAGAUCUUCCCUGAGUGACCGUCUUGGGCAGCUUGGAGCUCCGCAGGAGACGCGGGGAGAAAGUAGGACCUUUUUUCGCAAGGCGUCGUGGGAAGCCGAGCGGCAUGCAGAGUGAGGACGCUCCUCUCGACGGAGGAUUUCAUCGAGCGAAACUUGUGGAUUUAUUUUCCGGGGAGGCUUUUUGAAGACUCACAGGGCGGACGUUCAAAGACGUUUUGAUCGUCUCUUUUACUGAAUCGUUCGUCGGAGAGGAAAGGCGGACACUUCCUCGCCUGUUGGCUAACAGUCGGUCUCUCCCGGGGAAAAUGGGUUCCGAAAAGGACUCGGAGUCGCCGCACUCCUCGCUGAGCGGCGUCCCCAACCCAAAGUGCCGUGCGGCCGGAAAGCGCCAGCGUCGCAUCUCCUUCCAGAGCCUCUUCAACGGCAAGCGGGGCUCCCGAGGCACCAGGGGCCCCAAGGGGGGGGCCGCCACCACGACCCCUCUGUCCCACCAUCUCUACACGUCGCAGCAGCAGCAGCUUCUACCGUCCGCCUUGAGCCCGCCGCCGGUUCCGGCCACACCCACCACCACCCCCACAACCGCUGGAGCUCCCCAGGAAGGCGCCAGCAGUACCCCUUCCAGGCAACUCUCCUCCAGCCAGCCGUCCCUGAGCGGCGAGUCUGAGUCGGGGGAGGCCGACCUCCUGGAGUGCCCCCUGUGCCUGGUGCGCCAGCCCGCCGACCAGCUCCCCGAGCUGCUGGGCUGCAGCCACCGAUCCUGCCUGUGCUGCCUGCGCCAGUACCUCCGCAUCGAGAUCACGGAGAGCCGGGUCCAGCUCAGCUGCCCCGAGUGCGCCGAGCGCCUGGUGCCCAGGCAGGUGGCCGACAUCCUGGAUGACGCCGCCCUGCUGGACAAGUACGAGGAGUUCCUUCUGCGGCGCUGCCUCGCCUCCGAUCCCGACUGCAGAUGGUGUCCGGCGCCGGACUGCGGGUUCGCCGUCAUCGCCUCGGGCUGCGCCAGCUGUCCCCGGCUGGUGUGCCGCAGAGAGGGCUGCGGUGCCGAGUUCUGCUACCACUGCAAGCAGGCCUGGCACCCCAACCAGACCUGCGACUCGGCGCGCCAGCAGAGGGCGCAGUCCCUGCACACGCACAGCAACCAUUCGCCCAGCUACACGCAAGAGCAGGGCGCCGCUGACGACAUCAAGCCAUGCCCCCGCUGCGGCGCCUACAUCAUCAAGAUGAACGACGGCAGCUGCAAUCACAUGACGUGCGCCGUGUGCGGCUGCGAGUUCUGCUGGCUGUGCAUGAAGGAGAUCUCCGACCUGCAUUACCUCAGUCCGUCCGGCUGCACCUUCUGGGGCAAGAAGCCGUGGAGCAGGAAGAAGAAGAUCCUGUGGCAGCUCGGGACCCUCAUCGGCGCCCCGGUGGGCAUCACGCUCAUCGCGGGCAUCGCCGUCCCCGCCAUGGUCAUCGGCAUCCCUGUUUAUGUCGGCCGCAAGAUCCAUGCUCACUACGAGCUGAAGAAAGCGUCUCGCCACAGGAGGAACUUGGCCAUCACGGCGGGCGUGGCCUUGUCCGUCCUCUCCGCUCCCGUCAUCGCGGCCGUCAGCGUGGGCAUCGGCGUGCCCAUCAUGCUGGCGUACGUUUACGGCGUGGUGCCUAUCUCCCUGUGCCGGGGCGGCGGCUGCGGCGUGAGCAGGGGGAAGGGGCGGGGCGUCCGCAUCGACUUUGACGAGGACGACGGACCAAUCACAGGGACGCUUUCCACUUCCGCAGUGGCGGACGCGUGGCGAGCCCUCAAGUCGCCGAGCCUCGGCGAGAGCAGCCUGGACGGGGGGGUUAGCGGCCUGAGCACCACCUCGCCCAGCGAGGGCCUCUCUGUGGUCCCGGGCACCGUCGGGGACACGCCUCACUUCAACACCCUGGCCAGCGGCGCCCUGGGGACCCGCACCGGCAAGUACAGCAGGCUCGAGGUCCAGGCGGGCGAGUUGGCUAAAGAGUCCGCCCAGAAGGAGACGGGGAGCCUGGGGGCAGGAAGUGACUGUGCCAGCACCCGAGGGAUGGCCGGGUCCAUCAUCUCCUCCUACACGCUGCCUGACAGGGAGUGCACCAACCUGGAAAUCCAGGUGGACAUCGAGACCAAACCCAGCCACCUCUGCCUGACCAGCGAGGAGGACCUGGCGCCGCCCGCCGGCUCCGUCGCCACGCCGGCCGCCUCGGCAGGGGAGGAACCCCAGGACUGCAGCUCGAGAAGGGGCGGGGCUCUGUCCGGCUCCGCCCUGGAGCUGUCCCGCGGCGGCUCAAUCCGGGAGGGCCUCCGAGACGUGACGCUGGCCCAGCCCGAGAGCAUCCGCAGCGACCUGGAGAUGUCGGACACGCAGUCGGACGACAUCGCCGAGCUGACGUCGGACGACUGCGACUCGCCCCGGCCCAAAGUCUGCGCGCCCUGCCAGCAGCGGCCCCCCUCCUGCCGAGCCCUGAGCCCCGCCACCGAAGGCCUUCACUGUCCCACCGAUGGCAACGUCAUCCUGUACGUGUGAGAGGUGAGAGGCCCACCCGGCUCUCAGGAACGCCACCUCUACUCUUCUUUACUCUCAUUCGCUGCUUUUUGGCCUCCUGCAGACGCCACCUUGUGUCCGUCUACCUGACAAUCUGGGGACAUUGUCAGAGUUCUACCUCUGAGAUUUGUAAGACCGGGACUCAUGUUUACUCGCCUGGCGCAACAUGCCUAAGCUACUUAAAAAAAGAAAAAGAAAAAAAAAAGGGAGGUCCACGUUUUACACGAGCAAACCAGGAGAGGCGGCAGAUCAAAUGACGCGAGAAUGAUGGCCUUUGUGUGCGUGGUGGGUCUUUUUAUAUGGAGCUCAAUUUGCGCACUACAUUUGAAUUUUGUUUUUCAUCCAAUUAUGCCGACAAUUUCAUCACAUUUUAUUCUCUUUAGUUCCGUAAUGGAAUAUAAUUUUGUACAAGUGGAUCUUGAGUUUUGAGGCAACCGAUAUUUUGUUUUUACUCUGAAUUUUGACAAAAUUAAACAAUUUCAUGGACUUAAAAAAAUAGUCAGCAAAAACAGAGUGUUUAAAAAAUCACUUAAAAUUAAUCGUACGAAAAUUCAGCGCGGAAACCUUUGUUGCUGCAAAACUCUAGACCAGGGGUCCCCAAACGUCUUGACUCGGGGGGCUGCGUUGGGUUAAAAAGAAAACACACAGAGGCUAUUUCAUCCUGACAAGCCUGUUUCUCACCCCGGUGGGGUGGUAUCUGUGUCAUCCUCAAGCCAGGGUCCUCUACCAGAGGCCUGGGAGUUUGAGGGUUCUGUGCAGUAUCUUGGCUGUUCCUAGGACUGAGGCUUCAGAUGUUGUUCCUGGGAUCUGUUAGAGCCACUCUCCCAGUUUGGGGGUUGCUGCCCCACGCGCCCCCACUACCACGGGGAUCACGCCAGCCUUGACCUUCCACAUCCGUUCCAGCUGCUCUUUCAACCCUUGGUCCUUCUCAAGUUCCUUGUGUUCUUUCUUUCUGAUGUUGCCACCCUUUGCUGCUCUUUGUCCACCACCACUAUGUCUGGUUGGUUAGCCAGAAGCUGUUUGUCAGUCUGGAAGCUGAAGUCCCGCAGAACCUUGGACCUGUUCUCAGCCCAUUGAGCUUUGGGUACUUCUAUUCCAUACUGGUUGCAGAUGUUCCUGUUUACUAUCCCAGCCACUUGGUUGUGCCUCUCCAUGUACGCUGAUCCAGCUAGCAUCUUACAGCCUGGUACUAUAUGCUGGACUGUCUCAGGGGCUUCUUUGCACAGUCUGCAUCUUGGGUCUGAUCUACUCUGGUAGAUCCUGGCCUGUAUUGCUCUUGUGCUUAUGGCCUGUUCUCGUGCUGCCAUGAUAAGUGCCUCUGUGCUGUCUGCCAGUCCUGCAUUUUCCAGCCACUGGUAGGAUUUCUUGAUAUCAGCCACUUCCUCUAUCUGACGCUGGUACGUGCCAUGCAGGGGCUUGUCCGUCCAGGUUAUCUGCUCCUCCUCCUCUGCACUCUCAUCAGGGUUCUGGAGCCUGAGACAUCCACUUAGCAGUUUAUCUCGAUGUAUUCUCGAAUUUUCGAUGUUUCAUCCUGGACUGUGGCCUUGAUGCUCACUAGCUCUCGGUCUCCUUCAAGUCCAGCCUCAGGGUGCUGGACUUGGGGUGGAACCCUCCGUGCAUCGCACGGAGCUUUCUUGUCUUGAUAUCUGUGGCUUCUAUCUCCUGCUUUGGCCCGUUUAUGAUACCAGCGGGGUAUCUGAUGACUGGUAGAAUGGGGCGGACUUUGUUCUUACCAGUCAGCUGACUUUUCAGGACUUGCCUUACUCUCUGGAGGUAUUUGGCUGUGGUUGACUUCCUUGUGGCCUCCUCAUGGUUUCCAUUAGCCUGUGGGAUGCCAAGGUACAUGUAGCUGUCUUGGAUAUCACCUAUGUUUCCCUCUGGUAGGUCAGUCCCCUCAGUCCUGAUCAUCUUGCCUCUCUUUGAGACCAUCCGGCCACACUUGUCCAAUCCGAUUGACAUCCGUAUGUCAUCGCUGUGGAUCAGUGAGUCUAUUUCUCGCUCUCGCCCGGCAUACAGCUUGAUGUCAUCCAUUUAGAGCAGGUGGCUGAAUGUUGCCCCACCACAGAAUCGGUACCCAGAUCAGAAUGAUCUGACUGAGGGGGUUCAGGCCUUUGUAGAACAGCACUGGUGAUAGCGCAUCUCCUUGGUAUUGGCCGGACUUGAUGUUGACUUGAGCAAUCGGCUUUGAAUUGGCCUCUAGGGUUGUCUUCCACAUUUCAAUCGAGUUCUAGGUGAAGGCCCUUAGGUUCCUGUCGAUCUUAUACAGUUCCAGACAUUCCAGUAUCCAUGUGUGCGGCAUUGAGUCAUAGGCUUUCUUGUAGUUAAUCCAGGCAGUGCACAGAUUGGUCUGGGUCUUCUUAUGAGGACGACAACCCUAGAGGCCGGUUCAGAGCCGGUUGCACACACACACACACACAUAUAUAUAUAUAUGUGUGUGUGUGUGUGUGUGUGUGUGUGUGUGUUAGGUCAGGAAAAAACAGAGGGCAUUUUAUCCCUACAAGCCCUGCUCUUCAGGGAAAAAUUCCCUGAAGAGCAGGGAAACCUGCGAAACAGGCUUGUAGGGAUGGAAUAGCCUCUGUGUUUUUUCCUAACCUAGCGUAUAUUCCGCUCUACCCCGGUAUUGAGCACUGUAUCCAUCCACCCUUUUUUACCGCUUGUCCCUUUUUGGGUCGUGGGGGCGCUGGUGCCUAUCUCGGCUACAGUCGGGCGGAAGGCGCCCUGGACAAUGACGGAUAAACCACAGAAACCUCGACUAUAAUAUAUAAUGGUGUGUAUAUAUAUAUAUAUAUAUAUAUAUAUAUAUAUAUAUAUAUAUAUAUAGACACAUACAUACUGGUGUGUGUGUAUAUAUAAAUAUAUAUGUAUAAAUGUAUGUAUAUAUAUAUAUGUAUACAUAUGUGUGUAUAUUAUAUAUAUAUGUGUGUAUAUGUACAUAUGUAUAUAUAUAUGUGUAUAUAUAUGUAUAUAUAUAUGUAUAUGUGUAUAUGUAUAUAUAUAUGUGUAUAUAUAUGUAUAUAUAUAUAUAUAUGUAUAUGUGUAUAUGUAUAUAUAUAUGUGUAUAUAUAUGUAUAUAUAUAUAUGUAUAUGUAUAUAUAUAUAUAUAUAUACACAUGUGUAUAUAUAAUGUCUGUGUGUGUGUGUUUAUAUAUAUAUGUAUAUGUAUGUAUAUAUACACGUGUGUGUGUGUGUACACACACAGAUAUACACACAUGUUUUUUUUUUUUUUUUACUUGGGACUUCCCGCAGGUUGGAUUUUGGACACUGGCGGGCUGUAUCCGGCCUACAGGCCGUAGUUAGGGGACCCCUGCUCCACACCCGCUUCCGGUAAAUUAAAUGAAAUUAAAAUGUCAUGAAAUUGUCUGCAUAAUUUAAUGUUAAAAAAAAGAAAAAAAAAGUGGUAACAUAAGUUCAGUGUCAAAAAAAAACUAAAGCUAAAGACACAAAAUAACCUCCAUAUCUGUUUGCCGUGCGGGAGCUUUACAGGAUUACGUGCAUGUUCAAGUUGACAGAAAACCGGCAGGGGGGUAAGCAAAACUAUCACUCGUUAGGGUGACGAAUCAAUUCAGAAUCAAUUCUCGAGUCAAACCGAUUCCCGCAAUGUAUUUUAUGGUCAAAUAAUUAUACGCUAAUUAUAAGCUUCUUCUGGUUGAUUGGAUAUUGGCCUAAAAGUUUUUGUUUUUAUUACAUUUUUAAAAUAGAUGACUCGAUUUAGAAUCGGGAUGAAUAACAAUCGCGAUUCAGAUGUGAAUUGAUUUUUCCCCCCACCGCUGGGAGAGAUUAAUGGACAUUUACAGCAUUUAUCAUACUUUCUCAUUGAAAAUGGAUCUGAUCGGAUUUUUUUUUUUAAUGCGCACUUAUGCACUUUACUUAAAUGUAUCUUUUUUUUUUGGGAGGGGGGGGGCUCAUCAUAAUCAUCUACAUCAUCAUCAUCAUCAUUUGCAUACAACCAAAAACAAGUCUCACACCACGAUGCCUUUUUGUGUUGGGAGUGUUUGGCUCCACAACAACAAUACAAUCCAUUCUGGAUCUGAUUGACACGUCUAUGAUGCUUUAAACCGAUGUGGUUUUGGAGCCAAGCACUGCUCUUAAUCAUUCUCACCGGCCCGACUUGUUUCCGUCACCUCUGUGCUUGGCUUAAAAAACAAAAAAACACAAAAACAAAAAAUGGGUUUCCUUUAAACGGAAACCGUCUUCACGUCAACUUGGUUGCCUUUUUUAUAGCCGCUUGUUUACUUUGCUGCACUGGUCCCCUCCGCUUCUGCUUCUGCCUGCGAUUAACCACUCCGAUGUGCCGUGGACCGGAAGGGUCUCGGACGGAACGAGAGUGUCAAGAUAGCAAUAUAUGGGUGUGACUCACUGUCAAAAAGACUGGUGUGAGGACGCACACGCGGGACUGUGGGUUACAAUUUGCGGGAGGAGGGGGGAAAUAAACACAAUCCGAUGUUUACCGAA
This is a messenger RNA of Nerophis ophidion (straightnose pipefish), 7077 nucleotides long. RefSeq names its product ring finger protein 19B (gene rnf19b). Gene Ontology annotation, biological process: ubiquitin-dependent protein catabolic process; protein polyubiquitination; positive regulation of proteasomal ubiquitin-dependent protein catabolic process. The record is from RefSeq and is a predicted model, not a curated record. The transcript has 10 exons. Lineage: Eukaryota; Metazoa; Chordata; Actinopteri; Syngnathiformes; Syngnathidae. Gene Ontology annotation, molecular function: ubiquitin protein ligase activity; ubiquitin conjugating enzyme binding; zinc ion binding. Gene Ontology annotation, cellular component: ubiquitin ligase complex; cytoplasm. The coding region runs from base 394 to 2607 and encodes 737 amino acids.